Messenger RNA from Felis catus (domestic cat), 2856 nucleotides. RefSeq names its product Ras association domain family member 1 (gene RASSF1). Gene Ontology annotation, cellular component: nucleus; microtubule cytoskeleton. The record is from RefSeq and is a predicted model, not a curated record. Lineage: Eukaryota; Metazoa; Chordata; Mammalia; Carnivora; Felidae. Gene Ontology annotation, biological process: Ras protein signal transduction. The coding region runs from base 1253 to 2047 and encodes 264 amino acids. The transcript is spliced from 6 exons.
AGAGACCCAGUCGCUGGGCUGGAACUCACAAACUGUGAGAUCAUGACCAGAGCCAAAGUCGGAAGCUCAACCGACUGAGCAACCCGGACACCCUCAAACUCUUUUUCUGUAAAGUGACUUGGUUCUUCUUGAGAAAGGGUUUGUGCUGACCAUUCUCUAAGUCCAUGUUCCUAGGCCUGAGCUUUCCCAAAGAUUCACUCACUAGGUCCCCCUCGAAAAUCUCUGGAAUGAGGGGAAUUUAUCUCCCUAUGGGAUGGGGACAGGGAAAAAGUACCGUGGGUGGGCCCUCUGCAAGCAGGAAUUUUGAGCAAUACCUAUCGCAGCCCCAGUCAACCAGGUGCUAAAACAUGAAACACAACCACACACCAGCGGUCCUUCUGCCCUCCCAGGAAUCACCAGCAAGCAGAGGUUGCUGCCCCGCUGGCUAUACACCAGCUAGAAUCGGUUGGGAUUUUACAGCCCUCCAAGCCCCUGUGCCUGGACCUCAGACCUGUGGAAUCCAUCACGGGGAGUGUAUCAGCAAUUUAAAAACAAAACAAAACAGAUCAUUCCAGUUGGCAGCCUGGGUUGAGAAUCACUGCUCUGGACCAUUUAGGGACUUAGAGAAGGUGUCCCAAGCCUUUGUAGGCACGGAGACUCUCUCGGUUCAAGAGUCUGUCCUGAACACCAGAGUUGUGACAGAAUACCAAGUGUGAGCAAGGGCUGAGAUAUUGCAAUGUUCCCAAGGAGAAAUGAAGUGGUCACAAAGAUAAAAUCUAGGACAAUUUUGGGUGUGUGUCAGAAGCAAAGACAAGGGAGGGAUCAAGGGUAAGUGGGAUUUUUGUUUACCUCAAACUGGGAGAGUAGCAAUUUUUGCUGAGUUGAGGAGCUCUGGCGAGGGGAGAGAGGGAAGUGGAAGAAGAGUUGUUUUGGCCAUGUUGGGUUGACACCGGGUUUGAUCUGAGGAGGAAGGUCAGCAGUGGGAGCCUUGGAUCUGGGGUAGGUGAGUGUAUACAGAGCAGGACAGUGAUCAGUACUGAAUCUCAGACACGCUGCCCAUUAGAUCUGGGAGUUGAGACAGAACCAAAGGAGCUGAGCAGGAGCUGCAGAAAAAUGGGAGGAAAACCUGAGUAGUGGGAAGCCCAAGGGGAUCAAGCAUCAAAUGAUGGGGAGGAGGUGAGGAUGGAGAAGGGACCUGGCAUUCGACUGUGCACAGGUUGCUGAGGACCCUAACCAGGGCCGUUUCCUGGAGGGAGGGGCAAGCCUCACUGGAAUGGAUACAGGAGAGCGUGAAGAUUGCAAGUUCACCUGCCACUACCGUUGCCGCGCGCUCAUCAGCCUGGACUGCUGCGGGCCCCGGGACCUGGGCUGGGAACCUGCGCUGGAGCGGGACACCAACGUGGACGAGCCUGUGGAGUGGGAGACACCUGACCUUUCUCAGGCUGAGACUGAGCAGAAGAUCAAGGAGUACAAUAGCCAGAUCAACAGCAACCUCUUCAUGAGCCUGAACAAGGAUGGCUCCUACACAGGCUUCAUCAAGGUUCAACUGAAGCUGGUGCGCCCUGUCUCGGUGCCCUCCAGCAAGAAGCCACCCUCCUUGCAGGCUGCCCAGCGGGGCCCAGGACGGGGCACAGCUGUGAGGCGCCGCACCUCCUUCUACUUGCCCAAAGAUGCCGUCAAGCACCUGCAUGUGUUGUCACGCACACGGGCACGCGAGGUCAUUGAGGCCCUACUGCGCAAGUUCUUAGUGGUGGAUGACCCCCGCAAGUUUGCACUCUUUGAGCGGGCUGAACGCCAUGGCCAAGUGUACCUCCGGAAGCUAUCAGAUGAUGAGCAACCCCUGCGGCUGCGGCUCCUUGCAGGGCCCAGCGAGAAGGCCCUAAGCUUUGUCCUCAAAGAGAAUGAUUCUGGGGAGGUAAAUUGGGAUGCCUUUAGCAUGCCUGAGCUACACAACUUCUUGCGCAUCCUGCAGCGGGAGGAAGAGGAACACCUCCGCCAAAUCCUGCAAAAGUACUCCUAUUGCCGUCAGAAGAUCCAGGAGGCCCUGCACGCCUGCCCCCUGGGGUGACCUCUUGUACCCCUGGGUGAAAGGAGGAGAGUAGGCAGCGCCGAGGGCGUGCCGUGUGAGUGUGACAGGGCCCGUGUGGCCUGAAGAAUGAGUGUGCAUGGAGGCCCUCUCUUACUGGGGGAAUGAGCCCAGAGAACAGCAAAGGAGCUGGCCCCCUGUGUCCACCCACAGGUAUAGCAGAACAUGGCUCUGCAUUCUUCUGCCUUUUGUGUAGUGGGCCAUGGUGGGCCAGGGUUGCCCUGGGAAGCUGCUCCAGGCUUGCAGCAGGGAUAGAGCAGACAGAAGUCUCCUUAAUUUGUGUCUCAGAUACUAGAAUCUUGGAGACCCUACAAACAGAAUAGGUCAUGUUUUCAGGGAUGAGGGCCUUCAUCUAUGGGGAAAAGUCGUAUGUUUUGGGUCUUGGAUGGGGUGUCAGGACAGCCCUAUUGGAGCCAAGGGCAGGUGUUCGAGGUAAGACAGGCAUCGGGAAAGAGCCUAGGUUUUCCUCUGCAGUGGCCUCUGUCUCCUCACACACACUGGGGUCAGGAAAUGCUGGCUCAUGGUGCAGCAACAGUGCCUCAGUGCCUCCUCCAAGGAGGAUGUCCCUAGGCCAGGGUCUGUGUGAGUGUGGGCACUGGUCCAGGUCCGUGCCUUGUUUGCCAGUCAGAGCGAGGGUCCUUCCCUCAGUUAUUUUUGAUGAUGUGUGCGAAUGUAUGUAAUAUUUUGUGGCCUCAGCUGCAUGCCUCCUGUGGGGAAGGGGGUGGGGGUAACAGUCAUCAUCAGGGCCUGGGGCCUGAGAGAAGUGGCUGAAUAAAGAUUGAAGAAUUCUG